This is a messenger RNA of Haliotis rufescens (red abalone), 1308 nucleotides long. RefSeq names its product peroxiredoxin-2-like. Gene Ontology annotation, cellular component: cytosol; endoplasmic reticulum. The record is from RefSeq and is a predicted model, not a curated record. Gene Ontology annotation, molecular function: thioredoxin peroxidase activity. The transcript is spliced from 6 exons. The coding region runs from base 29 to 784 and encodes 251 amino acids. Gene Ontology annotation, biological process: cell redox homeostasis; response to oxidative stress; cellular response to stress. NCBI's taxonomy places the organism in Eukaryota, Metazoa, Mollusca, Gastropoda, Lepetellida, Haliotidae.
CUCUGCUGAUUGCAUCAACGUAGGCAAGAUGGCGGGAGCAACAACGUGUGAGUUUUUUAGCGUGAGCCUGGCUCUGUGUUUUGCGGUUGCUUUCUCGGGUGAGGAAGCAUGUAUGUCAUAUGCAGGGGGGCAUGUGUACCCGCAGGAAACCAGACGCACUACAGGCCAUGCCACUCACUGGAGUCAAGUUGUCAUCUCAAAGCCGGCUCCUGACUGGAACGGUACAGCUGUGAUCAAGGGGGAGUUUAAGGACAUCAAACUAUCCGACUACAAGGGGAAAUACCUCGUCUUCUUUUUCUACCCACUUGACUUCACGUUCGUGUGUCCAACUGAGAUCAUCGCCUUCAGUGACCGGGUAGCCGAGUUCAGGAAGAUUAACACGGAAGUGGUAGCAUGCUCGGUGGACUCGCAGUUCACUCACCUCGCCUGGAUCAACACUCCACGUGACCAGGGCGGCUUGGGCGCCAUCAACAUUCCACUUCUCUCAGACAUCACACAUGACAUCUCCAAGGCUUACGGUGUCUACCUGGAGGAUCUUGGUCACACACUAAGAGGCCUGUUCAUCAUUGACAACAAGGGAGUCCUACGCCAGGUCACCAUGAAUGAUCUCCCUGUGGGUCGGUCUGUGGACGAGACCAUUCGGCUUGUUCAGGCCUUCCAGUACACAGACAAACAUGGAGAAGUGUGCCCCGCAGGCUGGAAGCCAGGCAGUGAUACGAUCAUCCCAAAUCCAAAAGAGUCCCAGAAAUAUUUCAGUAAACAGAAAACUUCCGAUGAGCUAUAAACAAUGCGUCUUUAGAUUUUAUUUUUAGUCUCUUUCUCUUUCUGUUCAUCUCAUUUUGUAUCAGUGUCCGGGAGCAUGGGAAGGUGUGAGUGUAAUUUAUCAUCUGACUGUCACAAUAAAGACAAUCGAGAGGCCAAGAAUAGCACUUGUGUUUCCUGCAGCACUGCAACAUCAUGUCCAUUAUCUAUGUAACCAUGGCAACAGUGAAAUUUGUUGUUGAUAUUUUUUCGAAAAUGUUUGUUAUUUGUGUGUUUUAUGUAGAAUUUUAUCCAUCAGUGGUUGGAAGUAGUCCAAUUAGUGCCAGUGAAGCAAUAUGUUUACUGUAGGAAAUUGUUGACAAAUAAUUUAUUUCCAUGUGCGUACAAUGCCCUUGUGAAGUCAGCUUCAGCUCAUACUCUGUGAGACUUACUAUGCAACAUAUUGCAAUACUUUACUUUGCUGAAUAAAUUUUUGAAAUAAGAAAGUCUGUCAGUUUGUAUGGUGAAGGGAAACACAAGUUGUUCGAGGUUUUUCAUGGUACUGAA